UAUGCUGAAAUGUGCCGAAGAAAUCGAAUCGUCUUGGGCCACUACAGCAUCCAAGUGUUACAAGACGAAAACAAAGCGAGGAAGAAAAGGAUAUGUACGGAUAGCAGGACCAACGUCGGUGGCUGAAAUGUGAGAGAGGGAAGCAGUACAACAAGGCGAAUGACCAUCAAAGCUUGGACUCGUCACGAGUGGCCUCCCCAAUUCCCCCUAGAUGUCUUGUGGAUGGGGCGUGCUGGCAUGAGGCUCUCGGAAGCCGAGUCGGCGUCCGACUGCAUCCUCGUGGUCGGCGUGUCGCGUCCAAAGCUGGCCGCGGCCUUCCUCACGGUCGCCCUGAUCUCGCUCUUUCUCACCUUCCACAUACUCUACGACAGCGCGCUUUACAGUCUACACGCAGCGGCGGCCGCGGCAGCUCGCGAGGCCGUUGAUUCUUCGUCGUCCUCGUCGUCCCUGGACCUAUUGGUUCUCGACAAUGGCAUCGACGACAACAGCUACGAAAGCAACAGCAUCGACGUCGUCGCCGCUGCCCCCUUCGGGACACCGCCCGCGGCCGUCACGCCCUCACUGCAGCUCCGGAUGACGGCGGCCUACAACACGGCCUCGCCGCCGGCCAAGGCCCACUUUCCCAAGACGAGCCGACAGCUGCCCCAGGCGAUCAUCGUCGGGGUGCGCAAGUGCGGCACUCGGGCCCUCCUCGAGAUGCUGUUCCUGCAUCCGCAGAUUCAGAAGGCCGCUGGCGAGGUGCAUUUUUUCGACCGCGACGACAAUUACUCCAAGGGCCUCGAGUGGUAUCGGAAAAAAAUGCCGUACUCGUUCAAGGGCCAGGUGACCAUCGAAAAGAGUCCGAGCUAUUUCGUGACGCCUGAGGUACCGGAGCGAAUCUUCGCCAUGAACGCGUCUGUGCGUCUGUUGGUGAUUGUACGUGAGCCAGUUACGAGGGCCAUCUCCGAUUACGCUCAAUUGCGCAGUCACGCGUCGUCUACGCCGUCACCGCCAACGUCGUCCUUCUCUUCCUCCUCGUCCUCGUCCUCGUCCUCGUCCUCCUCUCCUUCGAUGUCACCCGUCAGCAGCAACAGCGUCAACAGUUUUCAAAGUCCAAACUCGUCGACGUCGACGUCGCUUCAGCAACAGCAGCAACAGCAGCAGCCACAGCAGCAGCAGCGCAGUUUCGACGAAUUGGCCAUCAGAUCGGACGGGACGAUAAACGAGUCGUAUCGGCCGAUCGCCAUCUCCAUUUAUCACAUGCACAUGUAUCGCUGGCUCGAGGUGUUCGAGCGCCGUCAGAUCCUGAUCGUGAACGGCGACCAGCUGAUCGACGACCCGGUGCCCCAGCUCAAGCGCAUCGAGAGCUUUCUGCGCCUCGAGUCGCACAUCGGCCGCCACAACUUCUACUUCAAUCACACCAAGGGUUUCUACUGCAUGCGCAGCGACAGCGAGGAGAAGUGCCUGAAGGAGAGCAAGGGACGCCGCCAUCCGCGCGUCAGCCCCAUGGUCGUGAGCAAGCUCAGGCGCUUCUUCAGCGAGCACAAUCGCAAGUUUUACGAUCUCGUCGGCGAGGAUCUCGGCUGGCCUGAGGAGUAAAGAAAAAGAGUCGAGAUAAGAAGUAGGAAGAAAAGGAAGAAAAAGAUGCGCAUCAACUAUCGUCGUUUCUCGUUCUCUCGUACGCGUAUAUGUAUGUGUGUACAUAUUCGAGUGCACGUAUGUCAGUGUGAGUGUGCGAGUGUGUGCGUGUGUUGGACGGAGAGAGGUCAGCGACCUCGUAAAUGUACUGCCAGUGCGGAGAAACUAUUUUACUUCUGCAAUAUAUAAUGCGGGCUCGAGUCAGCAUAAAGUUGAGCACGUCGAUUGCUCGGACAGUUUGCUUGAAAGUUCAGCUCUAUAUGUAUACUUAUGCCGUGUCUGCACCUAUAUGCCCCGCAGCCUCCGUCGAACGUUAGCUUCGAAAUUAAAUGCUCGAACGCUGCUACAACUGCUGCAGUACCUGACAAAGUCAUCGCGAUAUAUUUUCACGAAAUUACGUAGAUACAACGUGUCGUUGAGCUUUUAAUUUGUUACAUUCGAUUGAUCGACGUUUUUUCUCGUUCUCUUUCUCUCGCUCUCCUUCUCUUUCAUCGCCUCCGCUGCCGAAUGUACAAUGAGAUACAAAGAGAAUUUCUCUAUACGAAUGACAACGUACAAAAGCUCGCCAAGUAUUUCUAUGAAAAUCGAUGCGGCAUUGUUGCGCACCCGUACUCGCGCGAGAGAGAAAGAUAAGUUCAUAAAAAAAGAGAGAGAGGGGAAAACGGUAAAACGAGGAAUCCCUCUUUUGCGCGCACUCUUUGACACCAUAGUGCGAGCAAACGAGCGAAAGGCAAUGCUCAAAAAACAAUUGUAAAUGUCGCAGCUGUAUAUGACAACACGCACACGUAUACCUUUAUGUACGUACGUUGCUGCACGAUCGCGAAAAAUAGAACAUUGUUACAAGUGCUUUUGUCGAUCGCUGCAGCGUAAAAUUUUUCCGCCUCCCUCUUCUCCCUCCGAGGCAGUCAGCUCCCCGAGUAACGAUUUGAAAAAUAUGCAAAAAACUAGAUAUAUAUGCGCAGUAAAUCCGAAUGUGGCAAUGUAUUCAAGCUUUUCCAGCGACGCACUUCAAAACAACGAACUCCAAAAAAAAA
Molecule: messenger RNA, 2651 nt
Organism: Trichogramma pretiosum
Lineage: Eukaryota; Metazoa; Arthropoda; Insecta; Hymenoptera; Trichogrammatidae
Gene: Hs3st-A
Product: heparan sulfate glucosamine 3-O-sulfotransferase 1
Exons: 4
Coding region: 160-1578 (472 amino acids)
Molecular function (GO): [heparan sulfate]-glucosamine 3-sulfotransferase activity
Source: RefSeq, a predicted model, not a curated record